Messenger RNA from Perkinsus marinus ATCC 50983, 1672 nucleotides. RefSeq lists its product as hypothetical. The coding region runs from base 20 to 1672 and encodes 550 amino acids. The transcript is spliced from 17 exons. The record is from RefSeq and is a predicted model, not a curated record. Lineage: Eukaryota; Perkinsozoa; Perkinsida; Perkinsidae.
GUAAAGUGUAUGCUUGUCGAUGCCGAAGAAAUCGCGUGGUAAUAGAAAUGGAUUGAAGAAAGGGGAAGAUAUAAAGGAGGUAGAUGUGACCGAGCUGGUGGCUCAACUGCAGUCAGAUGGUGCGCGGCGCGAAGGCGAGGCACAUGAUGCAGGAGUCGACAUUGUGCAACCUCCGAGUGAUAGUGUGAAGAGUCGGAAGAAUAGGAAGGAGAAAAGGAAAACCAAUGCUCUCGAGGGAGAAGAACAAAAGCUCACGACUGACGGGGGUGGAGAUGAGAGUGUCUCCGAAUCGAGCUUCGUGAUGGUGGAUGAUGCUGGGGGACUUCAGCUCGUCAGUGAUGAGGAUGACGAGGCGACUGUGGAGGGGCAUGCGGUAGAUGAGGAAGGGACAGGCGUAAAUGAUGGAGUUGAAGAGUCUGUAGAGGAAGGGCCUAAGAAGAUGAGUAAGAGUAAGCAGAGGAGACUACGUCAGAAAGAGAAGGAGAGGCUUCAUGGAGUAUCGAGGCGAGUCAAAGAGAAGGAAGACACCAAACUAGGGCAGGAGGGGUCUCAAGAGCCGUCCGAUGAUAAUGAGCCCCUAGUAUCGGAGUCCGAGGAUGAGAUAGCAGCCUCGGGAGAUACCACUGAGCGGAAGCAGAGAAGAGCACGCCGGGAGCCGCAGCCUUUCACGUGGUCCGACUGCAAAUGGAUGCUCUAUGUCCUUCCGAUAAUUGUGUUGUUGGUGAUGUUGAAGAUGGGAGAAGAGGCAUACCAGGAGAUGGGAGGAUGGUCGCUUGGAGACCAAGAGGAAGACUAUUACCAGGUGCUCAAUGUUGAUCCUAAGGCCAAGCACGGAGAGAUACGGAAUGCGUACAGGAAGUUGGCAAUGAAGUGGCAUCCUGAUAGAAAUCCUAACUGUGAAAGCUGCCUUGCACGCUUCCAGUCUGUGGCGAAGGCCUAUGAGACUUUGGGAGAUCAGAACAAGAGGAAGGUUUAUGAUACUAAUAGAGGUGGUUACGACUCCAUACCAAGCGACUACUCUGCUCGACUCACGAGUGAAAACUAUCAUAGCAUCAUGGACCACUCAGUUGACAUUUGGGUUGUCGAGGUGUAUUCGGACUUGGAUGAAUAUUGUCAUAGUAUAGCGCCAGCCUGGGAUGAGGUCUCCAGUGAUCUCAAGGGGUACAUCAAAUUCGGGAGAAUCAACUCCCAUACUGAUCGGGCGUUGUUCAAGUCAUUGCCGAUAACUCCGAGGACGACCCCGACAAUCUUCCUCUUCAUGCCAGCCCAUCCCGAGAUCCCUCCUAGUUUGAUGCCAAUUGCUGAGAUCAAUCCAAGGACAUUGAAGAGGUGGAUAUUGCACGAGCUGCCAAUAGUGUACCGGACGGUCACGUCUGUGGAAGCGGCGGAGAAGGAAGCAAUGUUGAGCGAUCACCCAAUUAUGGUAGUGUACACGCGAUCAAGUCAUACCACUCCUUUGUUGAAAGCUAUGAUAUACAAGUUUUCUCAUGCAGUGAACUUCUUGGUUGUGAACAGCGAUCAAUUACUACCUCGUCGGAAUGAUAUUGUAGCUAAAUUAUACUGUAGUAAAGGAUACCUUCGCGCGUUGUACGGUAAGCAAGCCUUCACUGAGCAAUGUAUUCACUGUCUCGGCCGCGCCAAAGCCGAAAGUGUGACCGCGAGUUCAGCUUGA